CGCUCGGCUUCGCUCUCUGUCUGCGCAGGCGCCUGCCCGCGAGAUGGCGGCGGUUAGAGCUGGCCGUCUGAGGCGGGCGGCCUCUGCCCUGUUGCUCAGGACCCCGCGCCUGCCGGUCCGCGAGCUUUCCGCUCCGGCCCGACUCUACCACAAGAAGGUUGUUGAUCAUUAUGAAAACCCUAGAAAUGUGGGGUCCCUUGAUAAGACAUCUAAAAGUGUUGGAACUGGAUUGGUGGGAGCUCCAGCAUGUGGUGACGUAAUGAAAUUACAGAUUCAAGUGGAUGACAAGGGGAAGAUUGUGGAUGCCAGGUUUAAAACAUUUGGCUGUGGUUCUGCAAUUGCCUCCAGCUCAUUAGCCACGGAAUGGGUAAAAGGGAAGACGGUGGAGGAAGCCUUGACCAUCAAAAACACAGAUAUCGCCAAGGAGCUCUGCCUGCCCCCUGUGAAACUGCACUGCUCCAUGCUGGCUGAAGAUGCAAUCAAGGCCGCCCUGGCUGAUUACAAACUGAAACAAGAACCCAAGAAAGGAGAGGCGGAAAAGAAAUGAGUCCUCAGCGAAGCCUAAGCAGGUCAUGUCAGCUGUUCGCCUGCCCACAGCGCAAUCACCAUAGAUUUUCACAGGCCCUUCACGCUACAGUAACAGACUAGGAGACACAUAUGUGCUGUUCACAUUGUGACUCUAAUAUGAGCAAAAUACACAGUUUAAUUGUGCUAAAUCUUGUGGUUUCCUUCAGCCCAUUCUGUUGCCUUCACUAGUUCAUGUAUAUUUUGAAUUGUGGUCUCAAAACUGAAAUCACUCAUGAAGUGUCAGGUUUUGGUAGUUCAUGAAGAGCACAAAUAUCUAAUUUACCUGAAUCUGUUUUGAGGAAGACUACCAAAAGAAUGCCUUGGUCUAUUUGAUAGAACCAGUUACUGUACAUAGGACAGAUUUGCAUAUAUAUAUA
Molecule: messenger RNA, 944 nt
Organism: Manis pentadactyla (Chinese pangolin)
Lineage: Eukaryota; Metazoa; Chordata; Mammalia; Pholidota; Manidae
Gene: ISCU
Product: iron-sulfur cluster assembly enzyme
Exons: 5
Coding region: 44-547 (167 amino acids)
Biological process (GO): iron-sulfur cluster assembly; intracellular iron ion homeostasis
Cellular component (GO): mitochondrial matrix; cytoplasm
Molecular function (GO): ferrous iron binding; 2 iron, 2 sulfur cluster binding
Source: RefSeq, a predicted model, not a curated record